AUGGGCAACUGGAAGCAGAUGCCAACAGGUCAAUCUGAAAGAGCUGUUUUACCAGUUGACAGUUGUCCAAUGAAUCUGUCUAAAGUUGAGGAUGCUUCUAAGAGACUUAAUUGCUCAUCAGGAAUUGACAAGUUUGAAAACACAUAUCAUUGUCUACCAUUGUCAGACUUUUCUCAGCUUGUAGAGUUGUGUUACCAAACCAGCUACUUAGUCCAGAAAGGAAAUUGCAUGGUUCUGCAUUCCGGUUAUUUAAACAACCAAUCAUGUCUUCAUUUCACCGAAGGCUGUCCCAAGACGUAUUACCAGUCUAAACGGAUGUUUGAAUUUCCAGAUUGCAUCCAAAUCAAUAAACGAAACAGAUGUUAUCUAGCUGAUCCCCGCUGUCCUACUUUAAGCAGUGACUUCCUCUCUACAACUGUCACUACAACACUUAAUGUAUCUCUAUCCAUUACAACGUCUACCAGUCAUGGAGAUACGUCUGGUGAUGAAGACUGGAUAGCGAUACCCGUGGUACUAUGUGUACUUGUCAUUAUAUUGAUCGUCGCAGGUUUUGUUUGGAAACGGAAAUGUUAUCGUUUUUUCUUUAAGGAAAAAAGUGGAGGUAAUUUUCUUUUUAAUUAUUCCCUGUAG
Molecule: messenger RNA, 630 nt
Organism: Saccostrea cuccullata (small rock oyster)
Lineage: Eukaryota; Metazoa; Mollusca; Bivalvia; Ostreida; Ostreidae
Exons: 5
Coding region: 1-630 (209 amino acids)
Source: RefSeq, a predicted model, not a curated record